UUGUUUUGAAUCACCACAUCUUCAUUUUUGAACGGCCGGAUAAUUUUAGUUCUGCCAAAUUUUUUCCGACCAAAGUUCAUCAUGGGCUUGAGCAUGUGGCCGUUCGGGGGCUAUAAGUUCUCAUCUGGGGAUACCGUGCCUUCGCAUCCGUACUAUCCCCUAGGCGUCUAUAUUCCAUCAUACCGCCCGAAUGAGGCUCCCGUCUAUGUGCUCCUGGCUGCUCUAGCUGGCAUGCUAGGGUUUGCUGUUUUAGGUGCUUCUGCGGUGGCAUUGAAAGUCAAUCCGAAAUUGACCAAGUCGAAUCUAGCAGUGUUCUGCUGGUUUGUGAUGAAUGGCUGUCUGCAUUGCUUCUUCGAAGGAUACUUCGUCUUGAACCAUGAUACUGUCGCGUCGUCACAGAAUCUGUUGGCGCAGCUAUGGAAGGAGUAUGCGUUGUCCGAUUCACGAUACUUGACUUCGGACACCUUCAUGCUUAGUGUUGAGAGCAUCACAGCAUUUGUAUGGGGACCUCUCUGCUUCGCAAAUGCUGUAUCCAUCGUCCGAGGUAGCCCCUUUCGACAUGCACUUCGCAUCAUCGUCUGCAUGGCACAUUUGUAUGGUGUCGCCCUGUAUUAUUCCACUAGCCUGAGCGAGGAAUACCUCACGGGGCUUCCCCAUAGCCGACCCGAGUUUCUGUACUUUUGGGUCUACUAUGUUGGGUUUAAUCUGCCUUGGGCCAUCAUCCCAUCGAUGCUUUUAUACAACAGCACCCAGACUAUUACAAAGGCAAUAAAAGCAUUAGACAAGGUAGACAACACACUGAGAACGCGUCGACAUGCACAGGACGGAAAAAGGGUGGCAACUGAAUCCAGAAAGACAAAGUAGCCGCAUCAUUAUAGACUAGUAUUAGAUUGCACUUGAGGCCAUUGGUCUCAUUCAAAGAUUAUAUUCACAUACCCACACUAGACAGGCAGAAGAGACAAUCCACUUCACUAGCAAACUUGGCUGUAUUUGUUGAAUUUCAUGAAUCCUGCCUAUAGAGAACGCCAGCCUAUCCUUACUCCUAUACGAAGUAGCUAAUGGAUUGUCAUCAGCUUAUGUUAUGGCACCGAGGAUGGCAAUAUUAGGUGUACCAAACUAACAUGUAAGGGCAGAGGAACUGCGUAUUGACCAUAGCCUAGUAGUCCCCUUCGAUCCGCUCAAUUCUGUCUAGUUUAUUUCCUUUCACCAUCCAGUCCGUGAAAUAUUCAGCAAAGACGUUGGUCGUCGCCAUGCACACCGGGGGUAUUCUUUCUUAGCGAGCUAAUGUCAUCCUAUAACAUACAGCUUAUCGCACGUACUUGUUCAUGAAUCGUUUAUGGAAGUCCGAUCGUAGCAUAUCCUAG
Messenger RNA from Annulohypoxylon maeteangense, 1364 nucleotides. Its product is annotated as EBP-domain-containing protein. Gene Ontology annotation, molecular function: steroid Delta-isomerase activity; C-8 sterol isomerase activity; cholestenol delta-isomerase activity. Bases 82 to 864 code for a protein of 260 amino acids. The transcript has 5 exons. Lineage: Eukaryota; Fungi; Ascomycota; Sordariomycetes; Xylariales; Hypoxylaceae. Gene Ontology annotation, cellular component: membrane; endoplasmic reticulum. The record is from RefSeq and is a predicted model, not a curated record. Gene Ontology annotation, biological process: sterol biosynthetic process.